AUGGCAUGUGAUGACAGGGGAGCCCGUACAGUCCACAGCGUGCGAGAUCCCCAGCAGGUCUUGCAAGCUAAGAGAGUCAAGCCAGGCGGCCCCGCGCUCACCCCUGCCCCCCGCCAGGCCUGGCUGAACGAGAAGUUUGCCCCGGAGCUGCUGGAGAGCAAAGCGGAGGUGGUGGAGUGUGUGAUGGAGCAGCUGGAGCACAUGGAGUCCAACCUGAAGCGGGUCAAGGGCGUGGACCUGAAGGUCGGCAUCCACCGCAUGGAGAUCGAGCGCAUCCGCUACGUGCUCAGCAGCUACCUGCGCUGCCGCCUGGGGAAGAUCGAGAAGUUCUUCCCCCACGUCCUGGAGAAGGAGAAGUCCCGUGCGGACGGGGACCCUUCCAUCCUGUCCCCGGAGGAGUUUGCCUUUGCCAAGGAGUACACGGCGAACACAGAGAGCUACCUAAAGAGCGUGGCACUGAAGCACAUGCCCCCCAACCUGCAGAAGGUGGAUCUCCUCCAGGCUGUUCCCAAACCCAACCUGGACUCCUUCGUGUUCCUGCGUGUGCUGGAGCGGCAGGAGAACAUCCUCGUGGAGCCCGAGACCGACGAGCAGAGCGAGUACACCAUCGACCUGGAAGAGGGCUCCCAGCACCUGAUCCGCUACAAGACCAUCGCGCCCCUCGUGGCCUCGGGCGCCGUGCAGCUCAUCUAGGGCCGGAGAGCGCCCCAGCGCGGGGGGGGCACCACCCCGCCACGCCCCUCGGGGCCCUG
Messenger RNA from Gavialis gangeticus (Gharial), 752 nucleotides. RefSeq names its product GINS complex subunit 4 (gene GINS4). Bases 1 to 693 code for a protein of 230 amino acids. The transcript has 7 exons. Lineage: Eukaryota; Metazoa; Chordata; Crocodylia; Gavialidae. Gene Ontology annotation, cellular component: GINS complex. Gene Ontology annotation, biological process: DNA-templated DNA replication; double-strand break repair via break-induced replication. The record is from RefSeq and is a predicted model, not a curated record.